UUCUUGACGUCCACUCCCCGCUUUCGUCACGGGCGUAUGUACGCACAGCAGCUCCAAGAGCUCCUGAGACGGCAGGGACAGGAACCGCUAUUCUCUCUCUCCCUCUCUUUCCAUAUCUCAUUUCUCUGUGUUAUCCUGCCCCUAGGAGAGAUAAAAAACAACUCUCCAUAUAAAUAUAUAUCGGAGGGAGGUAGCCGAAUCGUCACCGGCUGGAAACUCCGAUGGAUUAGUUUUAAAUAACCCCUCCCCACACCUCCCACCUCCUCUCCGAACCUAGAGAAUGGGCUGCGUCCAAUGUAAGGAUAAAGACGCAGCAAAACUCACCGACGAGCGCGACGCCAGCCUCUCGCACCACCCGGGCUACCGUUAUGGCGCCGACCCCACGCCGCAGCACUACCCCCCAAACUUCGGGGUCACCAGCAUCCCCAAUUACAACAACUUCCACGGCGGAGGCGGAGCUACGCAGGGGGUCACCGUCUUCGGAGGCGUGCACACGUCCUCGCAGUCCGGCACGCUGCGCUCCCGCGGAGGAACAGGGGUGACGCUGUUCGUGGCUCUGUACGACUACGAAGCCCGGACCGACGAUGACCUCAGCUUCAGAAAAGGGGAGAGGUUCCAGAUCCUCAACAGCACAGAGGGUGACUGGUGGGAGGCCCGCUCCCUUACCACAGGUGGAACUGGUUACAUUCCCAGUAAUUACGUCGCUCCGGUGGACUCCAUCCAAGCCGAAGACUGGUAUUUUGGUAAACUGGGCCGGAAGGAUGCCGAGCGACAGCUGUUGUCCAACAGCAACGCCAGAGGCACCUUUCUCAUCCGGGAAAGCGAAACAACCAAAGGGGCUUACUCGCUCUCCAUCCAGGACUGGGACGACAUCAAGGGAGACCAUGUCAAACACUACAAGAUUCGCAAACUGGACAGCGGCGGUUACUACAUCACCACCAGAGCCCAGUUCGAGACACUCCAGCAACUUGUACACCACUAUUCCGCGAGGGCGGCGGGGCUGUGCUGCCGGCUGAUUGUGCCCUGCCACAAGGGCAUGCCCCGUCUGACCGACCUGUCCGUCAAAACCAAAGACGUGUGGGAGAUCCCGCGGGAGUCGCUGCAGCUCAUCAAGCGACUCGGCAAUGGACAGUUUGGGGAGGUCUGGAUGGGCACGUGGAACGGCACCACCAAGGUGGCGGUGAAGACCCUGAAGCCGGGCACCAUGUCGCCCGAGUCCUUCCUGGAGGAGGCGCAGAUCAUGAAGAAGUUGCGGCACGAUAAGCUGGUGCAGCUGUAUGCCGUGGUUUCCGAGGAGCCCAUCUACAUCGUCACAGAGUACAUGAAUAAAGGGAGUUUGCUCGACUUCCUCAAAGAUGGAGAAGGGCGAGGCCUGAAACUUCCGAAUCUGGUGGACAUGGCGGCUCAGGUGGCAGCCGGCAUGGCGUACAUCGAGAGGAUGAACUACAUCCACAGGGACCUGCGCUCUGCCAACAUCCUGGUCGGAGACAGUCUGGUGUGUAAGAUUGCUGACUUCGGUCUGGCCAGGCUCAUUGAGGACAACGAGUACACAGCGAGACAAGGUGCAAAGUUUCCAAUUAAGUGGACUGCACCCGAGGCAGCUCUGUACGGGAAGUUCACCAUCAAGUCCGACGUGUGGUCCUUCGGCAUCUUGCUGACAGAGCUUGUGACCAAAGGCCGGGUGCCCUAUCCAGGCAUGAACAAUCGCGAAGUGCUGGAGCAGGUGGAGCGGGGCUACCGCAUGCCGUGCCCACAGGACUGCCCCACAUCGCUCCACGAGCUCAUGGUGCAGUGCUGGAAGAAAGACCCCGAGGAGAGGCCCACCUUCGAGUACCUGCAGGCCUUUUUGGAGGACUACUUCACUGCCACCGAGCCUCAGUACCAGCCGGGGGAUAAUCUCUGAGUGGCUUUUCCCAACUGUCCAACAGAGGGAGCCACAUACCCUGCUAUCCUCUUUCUUGCACCCAGGUGACUAAAAAAAAAAAGCUGGUCUCCCAACCUCUUCCAAGCCACGCGCGCGCGCGCGCGCGCACACACACACACACACACACACACACACACACACAGAAAGGCAAGAUGACUAUAAGGAGGGACAUGGGGCCUGCCAUGGAUGCAAAAAGACGACGGUGAGCUGUGUAACUUGUACGUAGUGUAAAUACAAAAAUUGCUUGUUUACUUCUUUCUGUUGGUUCCAUUCGACAUUCUACUUUUUGAUAUUUUUGGAAGCAGUUAAUCCAAGGUGCAUUGUAGGAAAGCUUGUAGGUAGACUGAAAAGAUCAAUUAAGGAGCUUGCCCACGUUCCUCCAUUUUUUUCCUUUCUUCUUUUUUUUGUGUCAAAUCAUCACAAUGAUGCGCAAAUGUUGACGCCUUGAGGUUGACAAUUUAAUGUCACCAUCCUGUGUAAGAUUCCUGCUUCCAAUUCGGGCAAAUUUCCUUAUAGGAGUGCAUCUAAGACUACGUUCAUGCUGCAGGGCAUGAUGCCCAAUUAGGAUUUAUUUAUUUUAUUUAUUUUUUUGUUAAAUUCAAUCUUUGUAUGUACUCGUUCACAUUACAAAAACGAAUGCGACAUCAAGUGACACACACACACACUCACAAAACAACAACAACAACAAAACGAUGAUCACAGCGUUUACGGAAAUAAAUAAAAUUGUGCGCAUAGUGGCUCAUUUGAGAAUGACAGAUGAGCACACCCGGAGCAAGUAGACCCAUACAUAUGAAGAGGCCGUGGUCGGAUUUGAAAAAAAUAAAAAUAAAUCGUAAUUGUAGUCUUCACAUCACAUGAAAAAAAUCUGAUACAAAUCUCACAUGGGCCAAAAACGGGAAUACUGUAACCUGCAGUGUGAACAUAGUCCAUGUACGAGCCCUGGAAUUCACUCAUAAUGGUUGCUACAGACUUUUUUUUUUUGUGCGUCCUCUUAUGAUUGACGUGUCCACCCAAUUUUGUGUUGAUUGAUGAAAAUGAUGUCCGGGGCUGAUUUCUUCGAUUGUUUUUUUUCUUUUUGAAAUUUCAACCGGCACUACUGAAUGAGUUUUAGGAGGUCUUGUUUGAAACACGUAAAAUAUUAACACCACUUUCAAUAGAAUGAUCACGCUUGGCUAAAUUGUUGUAAAAUGUUUUCUAACACGUUGAGGCCUCCAAAAAAGACUGUUUAUGAUUGGGUAACAAUUAUUUGGAGGGAAAUCACCGAGUGUUUUGAGUUUUGCAUUCCAUGGAGAGUCAUUAAAUUUUGUCGCCAUGCUUAGCCUGUGACGCAAACUCAAAUUCCUCAUAAUUUGGUGUUUCCGUCUCCUUUGUGCACAAAAUUCUCAUUUGCAACAAAAUCUCUUUUGUCAUCCAUUUUUUCAGGACUUCCCAAAAAAGCCGCAAUUAGCAUGAAAUGGCACUUUUGAACCGAAACAUCACAGACUUUGUCUUUUUGUUAGAAGUCUCUUGCAGCUAAUUUGUUGGUCUACUCAUGAUAGAUAUGCCCACCAAAUUUUACAUUGCGAAAUCAAACUGGCUUGAGGGGCUGAAAUUUCAAAGACAAGUCUGUUUUUGAGGCACCCCCUUGAAACAGUCAAAAUAAAGUGGGCACUUUGAACCAAAACGGCAGACUUCAUGUUUCUCUUCAGGCAUGGGUUCUUUGGAGGUUUUUUUUUCUGGCAUGCCUCCCGAAUUCCGUGCUAAGAAUUGAAAUCUGCUUUGGCGGCUGAAUCCGAUGGGGAGUUUGUAUUUGAAGUACCCCUAGAAAUGUCCAAAAUGACCCCAAAAUGGCUCGUUUGAGCCAAAAUGGCAGACCCCAGUGUUAUGGUUUUGUUUUUUUUUCCGGCAGGGCUUCUUGACACUUUUACUGUAUGUGGGUCUACUCAUGCCAGACAUGCCUUCCAUAUUUCACGUUGCUAUGACAACGGCUUUUGGGACUGAAUUUUCCAAAUCUGUAAGACCAGUCUAUUCAAGAAGGACUCCUGGAAACGACCCAAAAAUGGCCGCUUCAAGCCAUAGGGUGGACUUCCUGUUUCUUUUCAGCCAUGAUUUCUUGAGAGUCUUUUGUGGGGCGACUCAUGAUAGAAAUGGCUAUCAAAUGUCAUGUUGCUGAGUAAAACCGGCUUCGAGGGGCAACGUUUUCUUUGUAUUGUUUUCUACUUAGUUCAUUGAAUAUUAACAUGACCACUACAUGUAAUAUCGCUAAUACUGCUCCUUUUCGUUUUUCUCAAGGAACUCCGAUGUACUAUAAUACCUGUUCUUGCCUUUUUCCUCUUGAGUAAGACUCUCCUAUCGUAAAGCAGGGUUUCCUCAAACUGGAUGCAUUCCACAAUUUCAUAGGAAUCAAAGACAAGGUGUGCUUGCUUGAUGAUCAAUGACUGCCCCCACCCACCCCGCCCCUGCUGUAAUUGCCCGAUGCCAGUUUGGGAAACCCUGCUGCAAGGAAAUGUCUUCUACUAAUUGCCUAGUGAACUCUUCCACCCUGCCUCGCCACAAAGUGUGAAUGCAAGCACUUGAGCGGCCAUGCAAACAAGCAAAGAAAAUUUUUUUUUUUUUUUUUUAACUGCCACUCAGAGAAAGCCAAACAUGCGUUCGAGACCAAACAUGUUUACAUCCUUUCAGAGCAUCGAUGCCUGCAGCGCUUGGGAGCAUUCCAUGUCAACCUUUCCCGUGCGUCUUUUACGUUGUUUUACUGUAUCUGUCAUUAUAAUUUAUUGUCUUAUUAUCUGUACAUGGUUUGAAAUUAAACACAAACACACACAAAAGGAAAAAAAAAAAAGAAUUGCCAUGGACCAUUUUGUUGCGUCCUCUUUUGCAAAACCGCUGCAGAAAUGUCAGCGGUGUGUGUACUCCAGCCAUUUCGUUUUCUUCCCCUCUGGGCUUCAUGUCAAUCACUCAAAGCCAAAAUGACUGAACUGAAUGCAACCUGUAUGCAAAUCAGCAACAACAGCGUGUCCAUCAGCCACAAGAAUAAGGACAGAUCGCGUUUCAUUGACUGUCAUGGCUGAACCUAGUUUUUAAUCUAUGAAUUGUUUGUAUUGCUAAAAGAAG
Molecule: messenger RNA, 5014 nt
Organism: Hippocampus comes (tiger tail seahorse)
Lineage: Eukaryota; Metazoa; Chordata; Actinopteri; Syngnathiformes; Syngnathidae
Product: tyrosine-protein kinase fyna
Exons: 12
Coding region: 281-1903 (540 amino acids)
Biological process (GO): protein phosphorylation
Molecular function (GO): ATP binding; protein binding; protein tyrosine kinase activity
Source: RefSeq, a predicted model, not a curated record